AUUUCACUGGGUUCAGUGCCUAAAGCCGGCAGCAACAAUGGCAGAAAAGCCUCAGCUGCAUAAAAUGAACACGAUGGUGGUGACAGCAAAGAUAGGUAAGGAAAUUCUUGGUGGUGAAAAACUGGGUGACACACGACAAAUGACCUCUGUCAAGAAGACAAAGAGAUUAAAAAAGGGUUCCACCAUCAGUCGCACAAUUGAAGAAGCGAAGGUGUUGCUUGGGUCCGAUGUAAAAUUAGCGGAUGUGGAUGCCGCACGAAGUCUCCGUGUACGCACGAAUCGGUCGGACAAACUAGUGACGGUUAAGAAACGCAAAGCGCCAGGGGGUCGUGGUACUGGAGGUAAAGUAAAAAAACCAAGUGGACCGUCUGGUGAUGGAGCGCCAAAUGCCAAGUGA
This is a messenger RNA of Opisthorchis viverrini, 397 nucleotides long. RefSeq lists its product as hypothetical. The record is from RefSeq and is a predicted model, not a curated record. The transcript has 3 exons. The coding region runs from base 38 to 397 and encodes 119 amino acids. NCBI's taxonomy places the organism in Eukaryota, Metazoa, Platyhelminthes, Trematoda, Opisthorchiida, Opisthorchiidae.